CUGCAGAGCUACUUUGCUGCCUGUGAAGAUGAGACACCAGCCAUCAGGAACCAUGACAAGGUCCUGCAGCGGCUCUGUGAACAUCUGGACCAUGCUCUGCUCUAUGGCCUGCAAGAUCUUUCUUCAGGCUACUGGGUGCUGGUCGUUCACUUCACCCGCCGAGAAGCCAUCAAACAGAUAGAGGUGCUUCAGCACGUGGCCACCAACCUGGGGCGCAGCCGGGCAUGGCUGUACUUAGCCCUCAACGAAAACUCCUUGGAGAGCUAUUUGAGGCUGUUCCAGGAGAACCUAAGCCUGCUGCAUAAGUACUAUGUCAAGAACGCCCUGGUUUGCAGUCAUGAUCAUCUGACCUUGUUCUUAACACUGGUGUCCGGGCUGGAGUUCAUCCGCUUUGACUUGGAUCUGGAUGCUCCUUACCUGGAUCUAGCCCCAUACAUGCCAGAUUACUACAAGCCUCAGUACCUGCUGGACUUUGAGGACCGUCUGCCCAGCUCCGUGCAUGGCUCAGACAGCCUGUCCCUCAACUCCUUCAACUCAGUCACCUCCACCAACCUGGAAUGGGAUGACAGUGCCAUCGCUCCAUCCAGUGAAGAUUAUGAUUUUGGAGAUGUCUUUCCAGCAAUGCAGACCAUGCCCAGCAGAGACUGGGAAGAUGGAGACCUCACGGACACGCUGAGCUGCCCGCGCUCCACCGCCUCGGAGGCGAACGGCAGCAAAGGCUCCGUGAAGAGCCCGACCCAGCGCCACAACCCCUUCAACGAGGAGAAAUCGGAUGUGACAUCCUCCACUGAGACCACACCGGUGCACACGGCUUCCCAGGAGAAGGCAGAAGCCACCCCUGAAGGAACAGACCAGUCUGAGAGCUGCACGGAGCUGGAGGUCAUCAGGUUGGCCAAGAAGAAGAAAACGGGCAAGAAGAAGAAAGCAAAGCACGAGGAGCCGGUGAGCUCCGCAGCGCCCGAGGCCAGCGGUGACAGCGGCGUGAACGGGCUGAGCGACAGAGAAGACCCUCAGAGGGGUGACGGCCCUGGCAGUGAGCCCGGCCCCGGCAGGCAGGAGGAGGGUGCUGAGCGCUCUGCCCUCGGCCAGCUGGCGCUGCGCAUCCCCGAGAUGAAGGACACGUCCAUGGAGAGCGUGGGGCAGCCGCUGAGCAAGGUGAUGGACAGGCUUAAUGGGCAGCUGGACCCCGGCGGGGGCUGGAGCGUGCCCCUCGAGCCCCCCGGGCAGUCCUUUCGGACUGGCACGCCAGGGGAGACCCCAGAUGGAUCGUCCUCUGGCGACUUUAGUGAGGGGAUUUCAGCCCCCAUGGACUUCUACCGCUUUACCGUCGAGAGUCCAAACGCUGCUGCACCAGGUGGUGGCCACCAUGACUCUCCAGGGCCUGGCCAACCGCCACAUGUUUCUGGUAGCCCUGAGGCUCCUGAAGAAGAAAGCAGAGAAGGAGAAGCAGUUGGGGCAGUAGAGGAGUCUGGAGGGGCGAGUGAUGAACCCCACACUGGCCAGACAGACACCACCAAGCCCCAGGCUCUCUGUGAGCCCAAGAAGGAGCAGCCCAGCCCUUCUCCCAGCAGCGCUGAGGACUCUGGCGUGGAGGAAGGACAGGGCAGCCCCUCGGAGCUGACCCAUCCCUCCGAGUUCAGGGUGGAUAACAACCAUCUCCUCCUGCUGAUGAUCCAUGUCUUUCGGGAGAAUGAGGAACAGUUGUUCAGGAUGAUCCGAAUGAGCACCGGGCACAUGGAGGGGAACCUACAGCUGAUCUACGUCCUGCUGACAGAUUGCUACGUGUACCUGAUCCGGAAAGGGGCAGCAGAGAAGCCGUACAUGGUGGAGGAGGCUGUUUCCUACAAUGAGCUGGACUACAUUUCGGUUGGGCUGGAUCAGCAGACGGUGACUCUGGUGUGCACCAACCGGAGGAAGCAGUUCCUGCUUGACGCCGCGGACGUGGCUCUCACCGAAUUCUUCCUGCUCUCCUUGAAGUCAGCCAUGAUCAAAGGGUGCCGGGAGCCGCCGUACCCCAGUAUCCUCACAGAUGCCACCAUGGAGAAACUGGCACUUGCAAAGUUUGUGGCGCAGGAAUCCAAGUGUGAGGCCUGCAACGUGGUUGUGCGUUUCUAUGGCCUUGUCCACUGGGAAGACCCCAUGGAUGAGGCGCUGGGACCCGCCAGCCACAGCUACACCUCCACUGAAAACACGGUCACCAAGGAUGGCAUCCUACACUACAAGGCAGGGACCUCCUACCUGGGCAAGGAGCAAUGGAAGACCUGCUUUGUGGUGCUCAGCAACGGGAUCUUGUACCAGUACCCGGACCGCACGGACGUCACCCCUCUGCUCUCCAUCAACAUGGGCGGUGAGCAGUGCGGGGGAUGCCGGCGCUCCAACACCACCGACCGGCCCCACUCCUUCCAGGUGAUCCUGACGGACCGGCCCUCCCUGGAGCUGAGCGCCGACAACGAGGAGGACAUGGCCGACUGGAUGCAGUACUUCUGCCAGGCUGUCUCCAAAGGGGUGAUCCCCCAGGGUGUUGCCCCCACACCGUGUGUCCCAUGCUGCCUCGUGCUGACAGACGAGAAGGCCUUCACGUGCCACGAGGACUGUCAGACCAGCUUCUUCCGCUCGCUGGGCACCAUGGAGCUCACGGACAUCACCGCUGUCUCCACGGAGGCAGGCAAGGAGUACUGUAUCCUGGAGUUUGCUCAGGACAGCAAGCAGUUCCUGCCCCCCUGGGUCCUCUAUUUUAGUUGCACUACAGAACUGGAGAGGUUCCUCUCAGCGCUGAAAGCCGCAUGGAGGAACAUCUACCAGGUUGACCUCCUGCACAAGGCCAUUCUGGAUGCUGCCAUCAAGAAGAAAUGCGAGGACGCUCAGAGCCUCAUCGACAGCGCGUGGCAGCGCAGCGACAGCCUCUGCCGCGGGCGAGCGGAGCGGGACCCCUGGUGCUAA
Molecule: messenger RNA, 2940 nt
Organism: Nestor notabilis (Kea)
Lineage: Eukaryota; Metazoa; Chordata; Aves; Psittaciformes; Psittacidae
Gene: PLEKHM2
Product: pleckstrin homology domain containing, family M (with RUN domain) member 2
Exons: 19
Biological process (GO): positive regulation of membrane tubulation; regulation of protein localization; lysosome localization
Cellular component (GO): endosome membrane
Molecular function (GO): kinesin binding
Source: RefSeq, a predicted model, not a curated record